This is a messenger RNA of Jaculus jaculus (lesser Egyptian jerboa), 2190 nucleotides long. It is a transcript of the gene Stambp, whose product is annotated as STAM binding protein. Gene Ontology annotation, cellular component: cleavage furrow; endosome. NCBI's taxonomy places the organism in Eukaryota, Metazoa, Chordata, Mammalia, Rodentia, Dipodidae. The record is from RefSeq and is a predicted model, not a curated record. Gene Ontology annotation, biological process: protein K63-linked deubiquitination. Gene Ontology annotation, molecular function: metal-dependent deubiquitinase activity; protein binding; K63-linked deubiquitinase activity. The transcript has 10 exons. The coding region runs from base 747 to 1802 and encodes 351 amino acids.
CGACUGUCAUCCGCCAGGAAAGGUGGGGAAGGGUCCCUGGAAUGCUGUGGGACGGGGUUCCCGGUGGUAGGACUCUGAGCCACCCUGGGUGGAGGCCCAACCCGCUCCUCCCCGGAGUUCCACGCUGAGCCUGCGGCGCGGAGGUCCUGACAGCUCCGGUUUCCGCAAGCUGGACCUCCCGGGCCCAGGGCUUAUUCCAUUUGAAAGACCGGAAAACCUUGAAUGAGUCCUUUAAGAAAGGAAAGGCUAGCAGCUGCUGCUAGAUCCUGCCCUGCGACUAUAUAAGACCAACCCUGCUAGUUCCUGCAACUUCCUUUCUCCUUGUCUUCCACUGGCUGCCUCCUGGUCCUUUCUCCGUUGUGGCUCCUGAAUUUCCUCUCUGGAGUGUUGCGGGUCCUCCUGUUGUCUGGUGCCACUUGCUGGCCUCGGGAGGGGAUUCCCUUCUCCAAUGCUAAUUACCUCUCCCUAGAGGGGCAGAGAUGCCCUGACCAUCUUGUUUCAUGUAACUCCUGUAAACUGCACCUGAUUUACCAGUUGAGAGACUUGGAGAAGUGUUAGAUUUGCAAAAGGCUGGGUGAGACUUGCCGGGUGUCUGCAUCUCUAGCAGUCCCCAGCAUUUACUACGAAUGACAGUGCUUUAGGGGGGCCGCUUCAUGGAGGAAAUGAGACCCACAGGUUGAAGAGACCUAAAGAUAGACGUGGCCUAGAGAUAACCAUCACUGAGGGAGAGGACACUUUUUGAUCUGAUGUCGGACUACUGUGAUGUCAGUCUUCCUCCUGAAGAGAGAGUAAGGGUACUUACUCACAUCGGCAGUGCCGUGGAUGUGAACGACGAUUUCCCUCCUCGCCGAUACUUCAGAUCAGGAGUUGAAAUCCUCAGAAUGGCGACAAUAUAUUAUGAGGAGGGGAAUAUGGAACAUGCUUUCAUACUUUAUAACAAGUAUAUUACGCUUUUCAUUGAAAAGCUUCCAAAGCAUCGCAAAUACAAAACCUGUGUCAUCCCAGAGAGAAAGGCUACAAUUAAGAAGCUCAAAGAAGUUGCCUUCCCGAAAGCUGAACACUUAAAGACAGAAUUAUUGAAAAAAUACUCAAAGGAGUAUGAAGAAUAUAAACAAAAGAAGAUUCAGGAGGAGGGAUUAGCUGGUAAUACACUCACUGAAGAACUGAAAAAGUUGCAUAGAGUUGCUGGAAACAGUCAACAACAGGAAGAAGAGCUGGAAAAAGCCCAACACAAAAUUUCCCGACAAUUUGAACGUGUGGACCCCAGCCCAGAUACUAGGGAUGAACUCCGCCAGGUGGUGAUUCCUCUUAAUCUCUGUGCUGAAUUUCUCCAGAUAGCAAGUGCCAACACUGCUUGUGGAAUUGAAACAUGUGGUGUGCUCUGCGGGAACUUGGUAAAGAAUGUGUUCACCAUCUCCCACGUGAUUAUACCAAGGCAAAAGGCUGGCCCUGACUACUGCUAUACUGAAAAUGAGGAAGAACUCUUCUUCAUGCAAGAUGAAUUUGGCCUAUUAACACUGGGCUGGAUACAUACACAUCCAACGCAGACUGCGUUUCUGUCAAGCAUUGAUCUCCACACUCAUUAUUCUUAUCAGGUGAUCCUGCCAGAAUCUAUUGCAAUCGUCUGUUCACCUCAGUUUCAUGAGACUGGGGUGUUCCAGUUAACAGACCGUGGACUACAGGAAAUCUCUAACUGCCGACAAAAAGGAUUCCACCCUCAUUCACAAGAGAGUCCUCUGUUCUGUGAUUGCCGUCAUGUGAGUCUGAAGGACACAGUCAUUACAAUAACAGAUCUUCGAUAAGUGUCUCAUCCCCUCCUUCAAGCUCAAACCUAACACAUCAUUGCCCUUGAAUCUCAGUGUUUGAAGAAGACUGAAUAGAAGGCAGGCACCAACAAGGGAAGAACAUUUUUCAAAGUUUUCACUUGAAAACAAACAACUGGAUGAAGUUUCAGGUACAUUAGGAAAAAAAAAAGGGCAACUAAACCAUUGGAUUGCAGGACAGAGCACCUCUCUACCCUUCUUCCUAAAUUUAAUUGUCACCCUUUCCUCCCUCUUCUAACCUGUCACCUUGUUAAUUAUCUGCAGGGAGGCUCAAAACCCCUGGGGAAAAAAAAUGUUUGAAAGUUAUUUAAUACAUAUUUAAGAUAUUUUUUCUUCUACAAUAAAAGUGAACUUUCUUUGUUCUACA